AAUUGGCAUUGGACUAGACCUUGAGCCUAUUCCCAUAGCAUUUAAUUCCGUCGAUUGUUUGUUAAGCAAGUUUUGCUAUUACAGUCUCGUACUUCUCCUGUUCACGUUAGAAUCUUGAAAUUUCUCGGAGUUCUGGAGAACACACACCACUCGGAAAUAACUCUGGAAUCGUGAUAAUUGCAUCGGAAACUUCGUGAUAAAAACACCAUCCAGAUCUAGAGAUAUCUUAGAAAAGUUAGUUGUCAGUCGUGAAUUUCUGAACGUCGCCGCAUCUAUAGUUCAUCAUUUUCUAUCACUUUAGAGUAUCACUGGAGAUUGACUGCUACUGAUUGUUCAUUAAUUAUCAAACAGCAAUUGACAUCAUUCUUCUAUCAGUUACAGCGAAUCAUAUAAAAUCACAAUAUGACUGUUCCUGUGGUCAAUGGCUCUUCUUGUGUCUCGCUCUUUGCGUCCUCUAAAGAGCUCCUCGACCAUGCCAUCAACUUCUACACCAACAUCAUUGGCUUGACUUUCCAUUCGGAAACAGGAAACUGCAUAUAUUUGGCCAACAAGGACAACAAGCUAACUAUUGAGUUAAAUAUUGAUGAGAAUGGCCCUUCUGAAGCGGAUAUUAAUGCCAAAAGACAGAAGUUCGUCCAUCAGUUGAACAUCCAUGACUGGAGAUCGAUGGAGUCGUCGGUAGUGAUAAAAUGUGCCAACUUGAACCAGGUCAUUGUAACAUUGCAGACGUUUAAGCAACCUCUUCAAAUCAGCCCCAACGAGUUGUUUCCAAACGAAGUCUACACUAUUGACCCCUUAGGAAACAUCAUUGGUUUUAAUGCUGCUUCUCAUCCCAUGACUUUAGUUCCCCCUAUGGAGAAAUUAAAGCCUCAGGGUUUGGAAUCGGCAGCAAUGUCUGCUAGUAGUUCUCAUUUCUCCAGGCAAGACGAAGGAUUUAAGAGAAGAAGAAACAUCGCGGUCAUGACCUCAGGUGGUGAUGCUCCCGGGAUGAACGCCAACGUUCGUGCCGUCGUUAGAGCUGCUAUCUUCAGAGGUUGUAAGGCAUUCGCCAUUAUGGAAGGCUACGAAGGAUUGGUGAGAGGUGGUCCUGAUUAUAUCAAGGAAAUGACCUGGCAUGACGUGAGAGGCUAUCUCUCUGAAGGUGGUACGAAUAUCGGUACGGCCAGAUGUAAGGAGUUCAGAGAAAGACCAGGUAGAUUAUUGGGCUGUAAGCAUCUCAUUGAAGCAGGUAUCGAUGCCUUGAUUGUCUGUGGAGGUGAUGGUUCUUUAACUGGUGCGGAUUUGUUUAGAGCCGAAUGGCCCUCUUUAAUUCAAGAGUUGAAGGACAACGGCGAUAUAACUGCUCAGCAGUAUGAUACUUACAAGCACUUGAACAUUUGUGGAACUGUUGGUUCUAUUGAUAAUGACAUGGCCACUACAGAUGCCACCAUCGGUGCAUACUCGUCGUUGGACAGAAUUUGCAAGGCUAUUGAUUACAUCGAUGCUACUGCCAACUCCCAUUCUAGAGCUUUUGUAGUGGAAGUAAUGGGUAGACACUGUGGCUGGUUGGCCCUUAUGGCCGGAAUUGCCACCAGCUCCGACUACAUCUUGAUUCCGGAAAAGCCAUCCUCUUCUAAGGGGUGGCAAGAUCAGAUGUGCACCAUUGUAGGCAAGCAUAGAGCCGAAGGCAAGAGAAAGACCAUCGUAAUUGUAGCAGAAGGUGCCAUCACAAGUGACUUGAUUCCGAUAACAGCUAACGAGGUCAAAGACGUGUUGGUGGAACGUUUAGGUUUGGAUACCAGGGUCACCACCUUGGGCCAUGUGCAAAGAGGUGGUACCGCUGUUGCUUAUGAUCGUAUGUUGGCUACAUUACAGGGUGUUGAAGCUGUCAAAGCUGUCUUGGAAGUAACACCAGAUACUCCAUCACCUUUGAUAGCCAUUGAAGAAAACAAGAUUGUCAGAAAGCCCUUAGUGGAGGCUGUAAAAAUCACCAAGUCUGUAGCUGCUGCUAUUGAGAGUAAGGAUUUCGAAAGGGCCAUGUCCUUGAGAGAUUCUGAAUUUGUGGAACACUUGUCCAACUUCAUGGCUAUGAACUCGGCUAACCACAAUGAGCCAUCGUUGCCUGUAAACAAGAGGAAACGUAUCGCUAUUUUGAACAUAGGAGCUCCAGCUGGUGGUAUGAACAGUGCCGUCUAUGCCUUUGCAACUUACUGUAUGUCUAGAGGCCACACUCCGUAUGCAAUCCACAAUGGAUUUGCCGGUCUAGCCAGACACGAGUCCGUUAGACUGAUGAAAUGGUUGGAAAUCGAAGGGUGGAACUCAGUAGGUGGCUCGGAAAUCGGUACUAACAGACAGACACCUGAAGAAACCGAUAUCGGUAUGAUUGCCCAUUACUUUGAAAAGUACCAAUUCGACGGAUUGGUGAUUGUAGGAGGGUUCGAAGGAUUCGUUUCCUUAGACCAGUUGGAAAAGGCAAGAGCCAUGUAUCCAGCUUUUAGAAUUCCUAUGGUGUUGAUUCCAGCUACUAUUUCCAAUAACGUUCCCGGUACCGAGUACUCCUUGGGUUCUGAUACUUGUUUGAACUCGUUGAUGGACUACUGUGAUGUGGUCAAGCAGUCGGCUUCUGCCACCAGAGAUCGUGCUUUCAUCAUUGAAGUCCAAGGUGGCAAUUCCGGUUACAUCGCCACUUAUGCCUCUUUGAUUAGUGGAGCACAAGCAUCUUAUGUUCCUGAAGAAGGAAUUGCAUUAGACCAGCUAGAAUUGGACAUCAAGUCGUUGAAAGAAACGUUUGCUGUGGACAGAGGUUUAUCCAAGUCUGGUAAGUUGAUCUUAAAGAGUAGCAACGCUUCCAAGGUGUUAACUACUCAGGUUCUUGCUGAUAUCAUGAAGGAAGAAGGUAACGGCGAGUUUGACACCAAGACUGCUAUUCCUGGACAUGUUCAACAGGGUGGUUUGCCUUCUCCUAUAGACAGAACAAGAGCUGCUAGAUUUGCUAUCAAAGCAGUUCAAUUCAUUGAAGAUUCGGUAGACAAGUUAGCUGAGUAUAAGUUUAGCCUUGACUGGCCCGAUGACAAUAGCAUCUCUGCCACUGCUGCUGUGUUGGGUGUAAAGUCGUCGCACUUGAGAUUCAAGUCCAUCAGACAGUUGUACGAUUUCGAAACUGAAAUUGGCAAGAGAAUGCCCAAGAAGGUCCACUGGACAAGAACCAGAGACGUGGCCGACCAGUUGGUGGGAAGAACCAGAAUGAGACCUCCUCCUUCAUAA
Scheffersomyces stipitis CBS 6054 is the source of this 3243-nucleotide messenger RNA. It is a transcript of the gene PFK2, whose product is annotated as 6-phosphofructokinase subunit beta. Lineage: Eukaryota; Fungi; Ascomycota; Pichiomycetes; Serinales; Debaryomycetaceae. Gene Ontology annotation, molecular function: ATP binding; 6-phosphofructokinase activity; identical protein binding. Gene Ontology annotation, cellular component: cytoplasm; 6-phosphofructokinase complex; mitochondrion. The record is from RefSeq and is a predicted model, not a curated record. The transcript has a single exon. The coding region runs from base 403 to 3243 and encodes 946 amino acids. Gene Ontology annotation, biological process: canonical glycolysis; fructose 1,6-bisphosphate metabolic process; fructose 6-phosphate metabolic process.